Lolium rigidum is the source of this 945-nucleotide messenger RNA. RefSeq lists its product as uncharacterized. The coding region runs from base 1 to 945 and encodes 314 amino acids. The transcript has 3 exons. The record is from RefSeq and is a predicted model, not a curated record. Lineage: Eukaryota; Viridiplantae; Streptophyta; Magnoliopsida; Poales; Poaceae.
AUGGUGAAGCUGGCCACGGCGCGGGAGUGCCGCGCGUACAGCCUGGGCUCCGGCGGCGGCGAGGCGUCGCGCAACCGGCGGUGGGAGUACGUCAACGCUGGGGUGUACGUCUUCGCCGCCGUGCUCCUCGUCGGCGGCUUCCUCGCGCAGCUGUGGCCGUGGGCGGUGUCCCAGAAAACCGGCCUCGCGCUGGCCAUCAUCGGGCUGCUGGGCGUGGUGGGCGUGAACGCGCACGACCUCCUGGCGCACGUCGCCGGCGUCGACUACAACCUCGGGCUGGCCGGGCUGGACAGCCAGUUUGUCCUCGUAGAGCUCGCCGCCCCUGCCGUGCAUCUCGUCGGCGCCGUGCUCACCUUGGUCGCGCUAAUCUUCUUCGAGAUUCAGAUGGACAGAGGGUACCGGCACGGACUGGAGAAGCACGGGCUGAACCUGCUCAUCGCCGGUCCAGCGCUCUGGCUCCUCGGGUCCAUACACAACAUCUGCCAAAUCUACGAGCGAGCCAGCGGGCACGUCCAGAUCCUUCAGAAGAGCGUGCAGAUCCCGCUUCUGCUCGGCAGCACGAUCUACCUCGUCGGCGGCAUCGUCAAUCGGCACGACAUCCACACCCAUUCCUCCGCUGGAUUCACCCUCCUGGGGAGGAGCUGGGCUUGGUUCUGCCUGUUCGGAAGCCUGCUGUUCUUGGCCGGAGGGCUCUUCAACCUCCUCAAGGUGUUCAAGAUGCAGCAGAUGGACGGCCGGGGGCUGGAGAAGCUCCGCGGUGGCGCGCAGGAGCGGCUGAGCAGGGAGAGGGAGGGCAAGGUGCCUCUCAUUCUGGAGGAGGGCCGGAGGAGGAACAAAGGAGACGAGACGUGGCCAGCGGCGGCGCGGCAUGAGCCCAGGGCUGCGCCCGUGGCGCCACCGCCGGAGGGGUCUUACAAGGAAGCUCUUGUGAGCGGCGGUAACUAG